AUGAAGGAUACUACCAAAAACCCUCAGCCGGUCUCGGCUUCUCACAACGAGAACGUCCCUUCACAAGACAGCGUUCCCACAUACCAAGACCGCACCAAGAAGGGCCUCAUCGUCGGAGGAAAGUUUCGAAAUGAACUCUCUGACCAACAGUCACAAGAAUACGACAGCAGCCUCCUCCAAGAAGUCGACAUCGAUCUCCCUCUUACCCUCACCAAACCCCAGGAACACAAUGGCGAGCAAUACAUCGUGCUCGACUUCGUUGAAGGCGAUAAGGAAAAUCCAUUCAACUGGGAUGGACGCCGAAAGGCUUUCAUUGCCACUCUUCUUUGCUUGAUGACCCUUUUCAUUGGUCUGGCCACUACUGCAUACAGCUCUGGUAUCGGCAAGAUGGUUGAUGAGCUGCACACCACCACCAUCAUUGGCCAGCUUGGUCUGUUCUGCUUCAACUUCACCUGUGCCCUGGCUCCUCUCUUCCUCGCUCCGUUCUGUGAGUUGGCUGGUCGCCGUGUCAUCUACGUUGGUGCCUAUGUCUGCUUCUGUUUGAUGUUUAUCGGUCUUGCCCUUGGCAAGAACAUUGCUACCAUCCUCGUCUGCCGUUCUUUGCUUGGUCUGUUCGGUUGCGUCGGCACCAUUCUUGUCGGUGGUACCUUCGGUGACAUGUACACCCCCGAGCACCGUGCCAUCCCCAUGGCAUGCUUCUCCUUCAUCGCCAUUCUGGGUACAGUCGGUGCCCCCAUUUACGCCGGUUUCAUCGAUCAGGCUCUUGGCUGGCGCUGGCUCGAGGGUAUCCAGGGUCUUGCCAACAUUCCUCUGGGUGUCAUGAUCGUCAUCUUCCUCCCCGAGACCCGUGGCAGUGUCUGCCUCUCCAAGCGCGCGAAGAAGAUUCGCCAGGCCACCGGUGAUGAGCGCUUCGUCACCAUCAACGAUAUCGAAGCUCCCGGAAUCAAGCACAUGCUGCACAACUCCUCCGUCAAGGCUGUCAAGAUGCUUUUCACCGAGCCCGUCGUCUUCGCCUUCGGUCUCUGGAUCUCUUUCGCCUGGUUCCUGGCCUUCCUCUUCUUGUCCGUGAUUCCCAUCACCUUCCAGGAGAAGCGUGGCUGGAACGAAGGUGUCUCUGGACUUCCCUACAUCUCCCUCUGCCUCGGUACCACUAUCGGUUUCGGCAUGAACUUCCUCCAAAUCCGCAAGUACAAGUCCCUCACCCAGGACCCCAAUGUGCAGGUCUCUCCCGAGGCUCGUCUGUACGGUGCUCUCUUCGGUGCCGUCUGGUUGCCCGUCGGUCUGUUCAUCUACAGCUUCACCCAGUACAAGGGUCUCCACUGGAUCGGACCUGUCAUCGGACUUGCCCUGAUCACCAUCGGUAUCUUCUUCAUCUUCGAGUCCUGCUACAGUUACACUUCCGACUGCUACGGCGAACACUCCUCCUCCGCCAUUGCUGGACAGGGUUUCAUGCGUAACACCCUCGGUGCCGUGUCACCCCUCUUCGCCUCCCAGUUCUUCCACAACCUGGGCAGCCAGUACGCUGGCUUGCUCCUGGCUUUGGUCGCGACUUUCUUGACCUUCAUUCCAUUCGUCUUGUACAAGUUUGGUCCCGCGCUGCGCGCACGAUCCCGACUUGCCAGUGCCACGGUCAAUGGCACCGACUAA
This is a messenger RNA of Penicillium salamii, 1647 nucleotides long. The record is from the annotation of a GenBank genome assembly. NCBI's taxonomy places the organism in Eukaryota, Fungi, Ascomycota, Eurotiomycetes, Eurotiales, Aspergillaceae.